AUGGGUGAUGAAAAAUUGAUUACAAGUAUACGGAGCCAGUUAAAUCGUCUUAUGUUGCAGUUGGCUGAAAUUGAGCUUGAAAAAGAAUCUUUGGAUGAACAGGAGUACUUAGAAAUCAAAAAUGAUUCAUUGGAGCAACUGAAGGAAUUGGAACAAUCGUUGAAUCGUAUGGAAUGUGGAGAUGUUUCAUUAAUUGACAAGUUGACGGCUACAAAAAUGUCAAGCAGGCUAGCCUUUUAUUUGCAGGAGAUCCGAAACGCAAUCAGUGAAGCAUUCAAAAUACCUGAAAUCAUUGCAAUGUUUGGAGAAAAAGAUCAUGAUUUACUUGAUCACGAGAAACCUCAUGAAGAUGCUUGUGAAGUUUACCAAACUCAUUUAAAAUUAGUUUCUGUUUGUUUAACUCAUGGCGAAACAUCAUUUAUAUUUUCUAGUCCUGUUAUGUAA
Molecule: messenger RNA, 444 nt
Organism: Thelazia callipaeda (thelaziosis nematode)
Lineage: Eukaryota; Metazoa; Nematoda; Chromadorea; Rhabditida; Thelaziidae
Source: the annotation of a GenBank genome assembly